GUGGAAAAGGUGCAACAGCGACAGUCCCUCUCUGGCAACUGCAGUUUGCUGGUCAAGACCAUCGAUGGCUAACUUUCAAGAUGUUGCCCACCAUCCGCGAGUACUUGAAGGAGCAAGCAGACGCAACAAUGCACACCACCCAGGACUUGGAGAGCAACCACUGCAUUCGAUUGAUUUCGGGGAUGCCUCCUUUGGAAUCUGACCCCGACCCAGAUGAAGUUGGCAUUGUGCCCUGGCGGGCGGUGAUCUAUUGCGCAGGUACCUCCCCAGAGCCAGCUUUGGAUUUCAUCAGGCAAGUGCUUGAGUGGCAGAUCCAACGCAGGCAACUUUUGCAGAUGCCGCCGCUUUUGGUCUUCGUGCACGAAAAGCUCGACUUCGAGUUGCCUCUUCCAUGGGCCCCAUGUGCUCCUACUGCAAUUCAGCCACCCAAUCCCUUUGCAGUGCCACCCCCUCGUGGUCGCAGGCAUGUCCUCUGCCAGCUCGAGCUCGAGAAGAACCACCAUCCAAUUGAAGGUGACGGUGAGAGCCAGGGUGAGGGCGAAGACGGAUCGAUUCACCCAAAGUACUUGCUCACAAUUUUUGGUGGCAUCUUUGCGUUCCGUGAGCGGUUCGACCAGCAACAGAUUGCCGGGGAACGCGUUGACACGGAAGUGAAGGGCAAGGUCAAUUAUGUCCGCUACCUUGAAGGCUUGAGCGUGGAUGACCCAAGCUCAACUGAGAGACUUCAAAGCCUUCUGAACGAUGUCCUUGCAAAAGUGCCAGUGUAUUUCAUCAACCGUGUGGGCGCAGAAGACCCAAUGGCAAAAUGGUUGUUGGCACAGAAAACUGUCAUCUACAGCGAAAUUCUCGUAGACGAUGAGUGA
Messenger RNA from Durusdinium trenchii, 863 nucleotides. Lineage: Eukaryota; Dinophyceae; Suessiales; Symbiodiniaceae. The record is from the annotation of a GenBank genome assembly.